Molecule: messenger RNA, 816 nt
Organism: Mollisia scopiformis
Lineage: Eukaryota; Fungi; Ascomycota; Leotiomycetes; Helotiales; Mollisiaceae
Exons: 2
Coding region: 1-816 (271 amino acids)
Source: RefSeq, a predicted model, not a curated record
AUGCUCCUCCCCUCAGCAAUAGGCUGCGAGUCCUCGUCCUCGUCCUCGUCCUCAUCCUCCCUCCCGAAACCAUACUACCAACCCACGACCCUCUUCGCCUCACCACCCAUCUCUCCUCCCUCAACCUCCCACUCAAACAACAACACCUCCUCCACAAACACCACCAUAUCCUCCCUCUACUCAACAUGCCGCGCCCUCCAAUCCAUGCUCUCUCCCCCUCCCACGCACCUCCCCUCACCACCGACCCACCACCUCUCAACCCCCAUAAUCGCCUCCCCCCUCAAACUCAAGCUCCGCACCCGCGGCAUCAAGAACGAACCCGCGGACCCGAACCCGAACCUCACGCCCCGAAAAAAGAUCACGAAACGCACUCCCGUCGUCGCACCACGGGGCAUCAAUAAACGCCGCCGCGCGCUGCUCGACGACUCUCUAGAAACAGGGGACUCGGAAGACGAACAAGAGCAAGAGCAAGAGCAGUUCGAUGGAAAGGAAAACCUGCCAAUCGCACAACACCAACAACAAGUAGAUGGAGAAGAAGAACAACAAGGACCCCCCCGAACACCCAAACGGUUACGUCUCGCACCCGAGAUCCUCCCGUUAGGGCUAGCGCGCAGCGAUUUCCACGCCUUGCAUUUACAGCACCAACUUUCUUCGCAGCCGCUGCAGUUCCCCCCUUCUUCUUCUUCUUCUUUGGAACAGAGAAUGAACGGAGAGUUAGAGGAAGAAGAAGAAGGGGAGGGGGAAUGGACAAUAGAGGACGAUCGUCUACUCGUCGAGCUCGUGCUGGAGAAACUGAAGCUGAGGUGGGUUAUAUAG